AAGCUAUAGCUUUAGCAAUCUGAGCCUGGGGAAGAAAACCUGUGUUCUUGUGUUUUAUCUUUUCUUUUUUUUUCUUCAUCUUCACGUUAUGGAUUUCUGCUGGUAGCCUAUUCUCUCCCUCAGUUUCUUGUUCUCUCCUUUCUUUACCUUCUACAUCUCUACCUCCGCCUUCUCUGCUGGCUGGCAAUGUAUUUCUCCAACACGCUACCUCUGUCCACCACCCAGACCUCUGCAACGGAGCCGCCCCUGCUAGCUGCUAGCUUUUAGCAUCACAGAGGGAUUGAGAGGAGUCAAUAAAGACAGAGAGGGACAGUCGAAAGAAAAAAAACAUUUUCCUCGCCUCACCCUAGCUGUUAAGGGCGACCAGUCCUGAUCUCAUGCACAGUCAUGCAAAUAUUCAACCAUUUAGCUUCUGUUGCUGAGUGUCUCAAGUGACUUUCCAUCCAAAGAAGCUGGCUCACUAUCUAAAGGAUCUACUGACUGAUCCUGACCGGAUGCUUGGCUGGUGUUGCUGAUGGAAAUCUGCCAGUGGGACUGACACUGGAAAAUGGACCGAGCCCUGAUCAUAGGAUUAUGUCAAUGAAGAGGGAAAACCAAGAGACUUUCACACUUAUGGAAAACUAAAAUCAACUCUACUACCUCAUUUCAUGCUUAUGCAUAGCUGUCUUGAAUCUGACUAAUCGAGUUCAGCAUCCACUCAGCCGUCAACAGUGCAUCAUCUUCCCCUGAAGGCAGACAAGUGCCACACUGCCGUGCUCUUAUUUCCUCUGCUUCUGCCGUUUUGUCAGUGACUGUUUUCUUACUUUUAGGCAGGGGCUGUUUAGAUGAAAGAUUUGAUUUACUACGUUCAGUCCAUUUUACAUUUUAAAGAUAGAUCUGUUGGGUUUCAUAAAAGCAGCAACCAGUCAUUUGGAAACACAGUAUAAAACAUCACAAGACAUUUGGAUGUGUUGUCUCAGACGCACUCAGCGUUCUGCGUUAAAAUCAUUCACUAGCUGAGUCUGAGGGUUUUUGUUUCUCAGUCAUUGAAGUCUUUCAAUGAAGGAAAAAUAAAAAAGGUGGAGUACUCACUGCUGUUUGCGGGAGCGGCAGCCCACGUGUUGAACAGCUUUGUUGCUAAGCAACACCAUACUGGAUUGGAAUUGGCUGGGGGAGUUUUGAAGAGGAAGAUGAGAGUGGGUUGUGUGACUGGAUUACAAAGUGAGUCUGGCAGGUAGCUGGACGACUCAGCAUUAUGCUGAGAGCAGCAUCAACAUAUCAUUUACCGACUGUUACUGUGUCGCACCUGGUGGCCGUUGCUGGCCUUUGACAGUGGCACAAGCUGAGUGGCUGCUGCUAACAUCUUGUCCACUUGUCCAAAAGCUGUCUUGUCUGGAUGAACUUCAUCAUUAUUCACCGUGCAUACUUGGCUGUGCCUGCUGAGCUGCUGUUUAUAAGUAGCUAUUUAUAAUAGCUGGUUUCCUGAACCUCAGUUUGUUCUGACACUACUGGCUACACACUGACCUCAGCAAAUCUUGGCUCACUUAAGUUGACCACACAUACCAACUUGUCUGCUUCCAGUCCACCUCUCCUCCAACAGCUGUGAAAUCGUCGCUAACAUUUGGACGACACGCUGGAGUCAUCUGCCACACUGGCCCCGGAGCGGGACCUCCCCUCUCCCUCAACCUGUCCCACACUACCACCAUCAGCUCCACUCUCCCCUCCGGCAUCUCCUCCCCCUGUACCUGCCCUGUCCCCACAUCUGCCCAUUCCAGCGGUGCGCAGAGCGGUAGAAGAUGGAGAAGGAAGUCCAGAAGAGAGGGCUCAAAGCAGUCAGGCCUCCGCAGACUCAUUCUGCAGGGUGAUGGGUGUUCUUGGGAUGGGACAUCGGCUUUUCGUCCCCAAGCUGCUGGCGACCUCUAAAGAGGACCUAUUGCAGGCUGAUUUUGAAGGUGCCCUCAAGUUCUUCAGAGUCCAGCUCCCGAAACGCUACCGAGCUGCAGAAAAUGCCCGAAGGCUUAUGGAACAGGCCUGCAACAUCAAGGUUCCAACCAAAAAGCUGAAGAAAUUUGAGAAAGAAUAUCAGACACUGAGAGAGAGCCAGCUGCAACAAGAGGACCCCAUUGACCGAUACCAGAGGGAGAACCGUCGUCUUCAGGAAGCCAGUAUGCGUCUAGAACAGGAAAACGAUGACCUGGCCCAUGAACUGGUUACCAGUAAGAUUGCCCUUCGAAACGACCUUGACCAGGCAGAAGACAAAGCCGAUGUUUUGAACAAAGAAUUGCUGAGCACCAAGCAACGUCUGGUGGAGACUGAGGAGGAAAAGAGACGACAGGAGGAGGAGACGGCUCAGCUGAAGGAAGUGUUCAGGAGGGAGCUGGAGAAAGCAGAGUUGGAGAUCAAGAAAACCACAGCCAUCAUUGCUGAGUACAAACAGAUCUGCUCCCAGCUGAGCACCAGACUUGAAAAACAGCAGGUGGCAACAAAAGAAGAGCUGGACAUUGUCAGGAGUAAAGUAAUGGGCUGUGAGCGCUGUCGGGACCUGUUCAGCACGGCGGGGGCCCUUCAAGUGUCCUCCCCCGGCAGAGACAAGGCAUCCACCGAGCCACUGGAUGAGGAGAAGGACGGCCUGAAGGAGCAGCUACGACAGCUGGAGCUGGAGCUGGCCCAGACUAAGCUGCAGCUGGUGGAGGCCAAGUGCCGCAUCCAGGAGCUUGAACAUCAACGGGGAGUCCUGAUGAAUGAGGUCCAGGCGGCCAAGAAUUCCUGGUUCAGUAAGACUCUGGGCUCCCUAAAGAGCUCGGCCUCCUCGAGCUCCACAUCCCAGACUCCAUCCUCUCCAAAGGAGGGCCCUGCCUAGGCGCCCCCCUCUCCCUCUCUCCUUUAUUCCCCCUGCAGGAUGCACUCCAGAGCUGACGAACACAAGUUGAAAAAACAAGCAGCAAAGAAAUGCAGUAUUCCUUUUCCAACCGGUGGCAACAUGGAACCCCCUCAAGCUUCUUUGACUGAAAGUGGCUUAAAAGAUGAGGGAAGAAAAAAGGAAGGGGAGCCUGUUCUUUUAAUGUUUACAUUUGAGUGAGCAAAAAACCUCCACUGCUUCACAAGCGAUGGUAGUAGAGGUUAAAGAGUCAGGGGGUUUCUUAACUCAUUAUAUGAAAGCUGAAUUCCAAUGAUUGAACCGAGAAUGUCAUCCUGCAUGUCGGUCAGUUAUGUAGCUCCAUCUUGUGGCCGAACAUCAUUACUCUAGUGUUGGUUUAUCUUAGUUAGAUAAACUUUUAAAGCUGCGCUUAAUCUAGAUAAUAUUUUCAGCUAUAGCGACGCAGAGAUAUUCAGUUACCUAAUGAAUCCUCAGCACGGCGAAGCCACAUCUCUCUGAAAAAGGAAUACUGCAUAAAAAAAAAAUAGCAUAAAAGUUGUAUUUCUUUAUAGUAAUAUAAACAGCGUUGUCAUAUAAA
This is a messenger RNA of Solea senegalensis (Senegalese sole), 3434 nucleotides long. Its product is annotated as rab GTPase-activating protein 1-like. Lineage: Eukaryota; Metazoa; Chordata; Actinopteri; Pleuronectiformes; Soleidae. The record is from RefSeq and is a predicted model, not a curated record. The transcript has 9 exons. Bases 1844 to 2839 code for a protein of 331 amino acids.